AUGGAAUCUUUAGGGAAACUUUCUGGGAUGGAGGAAAUGGAUUUGGACUCGAUGAGAAGGGUUUUCGAUGAACUAAUCGAUGGGAUAGAAGCCAAACAGAAGGCGCAAGAACUGGAUAACAUUCAGAAAGAUAUAAAAUCGUCCUUCGAGAAAUGGCGGGAAGAAACGGAGAGGAGAAAAGAGGAAGCGGGUUCGAUCUUGAAGGAGGUUUUGGUGAGAGAGGAUGAACUGAAUGAACGGGAGGAGUUGAUCUCUGAUUAUCUCGACAAGGUUAAGGAUGCAAGGACAGAGCUGAUCGAGAAGAAGAGGAAAUGGGUUGGAGAGAUGGAAGAGAGGAAGAAAAAACUGGACAUUUUAGCCAAGGAAAUUGAGCAUACGAAAGAGAUACUGGAGUUGAAAGAAAAUCAGCUCCCAAUGAGAGAGAAGGAACAUAGAGUCGGUGUUUCCUCCUGUAAGAAAUCGACCAAGCCUAAUUCUGGAAGACGUUCUCAGGGAGAUGUUCUGUUGAGAAGGUGUCCAAGUUUGAAACUUGGAGUCAAGAAGAAGCAGCUGGAUUUGUGUUAUGCUAGGACCAAGAUGAUGCUGGAUUAA
Molecule: messenger RNA, 591 nt
Organism: Oldenlandia corymbosa var. corymbosa
Lineage: Eukaryota; Viridiplantae; Streptophyta; Magnoliopsida; Gentianales; Rubiaceae
Source: the annotation of a GenBank genome assembly